CCGAAGUGCGAGUGCCGCGGCGGCGGCGGCGGACGGCCCAGCCAGAGCGCGAGGGCUCGGGGGCGCGCGGGGUCUCAGGGCAGCGGCAGGGACCCCGGGGCCCGGAGGCGGCGCAGCCCGGGGCCGCCGGGAGGAGCGCGGGCGGUUCGGCGGCGGCGCGAUGCCGCUCGCCCAGCUCAAGGAGCCCUGGCCGCUCAUGGAGCUGGUGCCGCUGGACCCGGAGAAUGGACAGGCCUCAGGGGAAGAAGCUGGACUUCAGCCAUCCAAGGAUGAGGGCGUCCUCAAGGAGAUCUCCAUCACACACCACGUCAAGGCUGGCUCCGAGAAGGCUGAUCCAUCCCAUUUUGAGCUCCUUAAGGUUCUGGGACAGGGAUCCUUUGGCAAAGUCUUCCUAGUUCGCAAGGUCACCCGGCCUGACAGUGGGCACUUGUAUGCCAUGAAGGUGUUAAAGAAGGCCACGUUGAAAGUGCGUGACCGUGUUCGGACCAAGAUGGAAAGAGACAUCCUGGCUGAUGUGAACCACCCAUUCGUGGUGAAGCUGCACUAUGCCUUCCAGACUGAGGGCAAGCUCUACCUUAUUCUGGACUUCCUGCGUGGUGGUGACCUGUUCACACGACUCUCAAAGGAGGUUAUGUUUACAGAGGAGGAUGUGAAGUUUUACCUGGCUGAACUGGCCCUGGGCCUGGACCACCUACACAGCUUGGGCAUCAUUUACAGAGACCUCAAGCCUGAGAACAUCCUUUUGGAUGAGGAGGGCCAUAUCAAACUCACUGACUUUGGCCUGAGCAAGGAGGCCAUUGACCAUGAGAAGAAGGCCUAUUCAUUCUGUGGGACAGUGGAGUACAUGGCCCCUGAGGUUGUCAACCGCCAGGGCCACACCCACAGUGCAGAUUGGUGGUCCUAUGGGGUAUUGAUGUUUGAGAUGCUGACGGGCUCCCUGCCCUUCCAGGGGAAGGACCGGAAGGAGACCAUGACCCUGAUUUUGAAGGCGAAGCUAGGCAUGCCCCAGUUUCUGAGCACGGAAGCCCAGAGCCUCCUGCGGGCCCUGUUUAAGAGGAAUCCUGCCAAUCGGCUUGGCUCAGGCCCUGACGGGGCAGAGGAGAUUAAGAGGCAUGUCUUCUACUCCACCAUUGACUGGAAUAAGCUCUACCGUCGUGAGAUCAAGCCACCGUUCAAGCCAGCUGUGGCCCAGCCCGAUGACACCUUCUACUUUGACACUGAGUUCACAUCCCGCACACCCAGGGACUCUCCAGGCAUCCCCCCCAGUGCUGGUGCCCAUCAGCUGUUCCGUGGAUUCAGCUUCGUGGCCACUGGCCUGAUGGAGGAUGAUGGCAAGUCCCGGACCACUCAGGCUCCCCUGCACUCAGUGGUCCAGCAACUCCACGGGAAGAACCUAGUUUUCAGUGAUGGCUACGUGGUAAAGGAGACGAUCGGCGUGGGCUCCUACUCCGUGUGUAAGCGCUGUGUGCACAAGGCCACCAACAUGGAGUACGCUGUCAAGGUCAUCGACAAGAGCAAACGCGAUCCCUCAGAGGAAAUUGAGAUUCUUCUGCGGUAUGGACAGCACCCCAACAUCAUCACCCUGAAGGAUGUGUAUGAUGAUGGCAAACACGUGUACCUGGUGACAGAGCUGAUGAGGGGCGGGGAACUGCUGGAUAAGAUCCUCCGGCAGAAGUUCUUCUCGGAGCGGGAGGCCAGCUUCGUCCUGCAUACCAUCAGCAAGACUGUGGAAUACUUGCAUUCCCAGGGGGUCGUCCACAGAGACCUCAAACCCAGUAACAUCCUGUAUGUGGACGAGUCCGGGAACCCCGAGUGCCUGCGCAUCUGCGACUUUGGCUUUGCCAAGCAGCUGCGGGCUGAGAACGGACUUCUCAUGACGCCUUGCUACACAGCCAACUUCGUGGCACCUGAGGUGCUGAAGCGUCAAGGCUAUGAUGAAGGCUGUGACAUUUGGAGCUUGGGUGUCCUGCUGUACACCAUGCUGGCGGGAUACACUCCGUUUGCCAAUGGACCCAGCGACACCCCGGAGGAGAUCCUCACCCGGAUCGGCAGUGGGAAGUUCACCCUCAGCGGGGGAAACUGGAACACGGUCUCUGAGAUGGCCAAGGACCUGGUAUCCAAGAUGCUGCACGUGGACCCCCACCAGCGCCUCACGGCCAAGCAGGUCCUGCAGCACCCGUGGAUCACACAGAAAGAGAAGCUUCCCCAGAGCCAGCUGUCACACCAAGACCUGCAGCUCGUGAAGGGAGCCAUGGCAGCUACGUAUUCUGCGCUCAAUAGCUCCAAGCCCACCCCGCAGCUGAAGCCAAUCGAGUCUUCUAUCCUGGCCCAGCGGCGGGUGAGGAAGCUGCCCUCCACCACCCUGUGAGCCCCAGUGCGGACAAACCAACUCCUUGGAGGCCGAGUCCCUCCCAGAGGGAGCAAGCCUGCGUCACAGGACCAAGUGAAGCGGAGUCCUUCCCGAAGGGCCUGGGGAGUAGCCGGCCCCGAUCACCCAGUCAGGGUGUGAAGUGCCUUCUCCCCCAGGACGGGCUCUCCUGGGCUCGGGCUCCGUGGGUGAAAUCCACUCACUGUACGAACUAUUUUUUAAGGGAGAGAAAAAAAAAAAAAAAACCGGCAUCAUCUACCAUGGAUUUUUACGAGAUCCAUUUGCCUUUCUGGCCCUUGCAGUCCCAGGAGGAGGAGCAGCGAGUCGCAUGGAGACUGGGUGGCCAAGACUGACUUGAUCGGCUUUGGGGCCCUCCCCUCGGCACCCCUCUGUCGGCCAUGGAGCCAUCCGCACAUGCCUCCAAGCAGCCCCUUGUUGCCUCUCAGAGUCACCCACUGGCUGUCCAGCAGAGCCUGGUCCCCAGCCGGCUCCCUCCUGUCCUGGGGUUCCAGAACUACUUUCUGCUAAAGCCAAGAACGCACGCAGCCCUGUCGGCUCUUGGCUCCAGGCACCAGCAUCCACAUUGCCCAUCCGCAGCGGGCCCCUGCAGUCGGGUCGGACGGCCCCGUGGAGGGGAGGCAGAGAGCACUUUUUGGCAGACUUCCUGUCUGUCGCUGGACAGAGUUCACAGGAGACCAGGGAGUGGGGCCACGGGGGCGUCGAGGGCUUUUUCAUUUCCUCCUCAGCUGGUAACUCAGGGUUCAUCUGUCCAAGGCCUUUCUAAUAAACUUACAAUCCAGUCGAAGCA
Messenger RNA from Peromyscus leucopus (white-footed mouse), 3176 nucleotides. It is a transcript of the gene Rps6ka1, whose product is annotated as ribosomal protein S6 kinase A1. NCBI's taxonomy places the organism in Eukaryota, Metazoa, Chordata, Mammalia, Rodentia, Cricetidae. The transcript is spliced from 22 exons. Gene Ontology annotation, biological process: positive regulation of DNA-templated transcription; intracellular signal transduction; protein phosphorylation. The record is from RefSeq and is a predicted model, not a curated record. Gene Ontology annotation, molecular function: ATP binding; magnesium ion binding; ribosomal protein S6 kinase activity. The coding region runs from base 161 to 2368 and encodes 735 amino acids.